Messenger RNA from Polyodon spathula (Mississippi paddlefish), 1251 nucleotides. RefSeq names its product SAM domain, SH3 domain and nuclear localisation signals 1a (gene samsn1a). Lineage: Eukaryota; Metazoa; Chordata; Actinopteri; Acipenseriformes; Polyodontidae. Gene Ontology annotation, molecular function: protein binding. The transcript has 7 exons. The record is from RefSeq and is a predicted model, not a curated record. Bases 107 to 1063 code for a protein of 318 amino acids.
UUCAGUUUUAUUGUCACAGUUGUGCCCUGGGGGAUUGCAUCGCAUCAGCAGUGCAGCAGGGAGACACACUUCCAGUCUUUUUACUCAGAUUCUUCAACACAAAACUAUGUUGCAAAGGAAAUCUUCAAAUGUUUCUGACAAACCCAAACCCAAAUGCCAAAAGCCAAAGCGAUCCACCAGCUUUGGGAGAUUUGACGCUUUCAGACAUCAGUCAUCAGCACAGCCUGCACGAGAAGACAACUCAGAGAGCAGUGCUGCUGAAGGAGAUUGUGAAGCGGAGGCCUGUGAUCAGAAUCACAACAAACCCUCCAGUAAUACAAGCAUCAGCAAGAAGAUGAGGGCCAUUUCUCUGACCAUGCGCAAGAAGAUGGGCAAAAAGUACAGCAAAGCACUCUCUGAGGAAAUGUGUGAAGACACAGAGCGAGACUGCAGGACCCACGAGGGCGAUCACGAGCUCGGCCAGCACUCCGACGAAGCCCCUCUGAAAGCCUGCGACUCCAUGGAAAGCCUGUACAGCGGGAGGAGUUCCUCCAGUGGGGUCACCAGUGGCUCGGAUAGAUCCAGUAACCGUGACAGCAUUCGACUGGAAGAGGACGUGCCGUACCCCGGGCCCUUCUGUGGGAGCUGCCGAGUUCACACUGACUUCAUCCCCAGCCCGUAUGACAGCGACUCCCUCAAACUCAAGAAAGGAGAUGUUAUUGAAAUAAUCAGCAAGCCUCCGAUGGGAACGUGGACAGGCAUGCUCCACAACAAAGUGGGCAGCUUCAAAUUCAUAUACGUGGACGUGAUUCACCAGGAAGAGGAGGUGGAGCAGGAGAGGAAGAUCCGACCGCACAGGCGAAGCAGGAGGCCCCGGCCCAAAACCCUGCUGGAACUGCUAGAGCGACUGGACCUGAAGGAAUACGCCUCGUCUCUCCUCCUCAAUGGCUACCAGACCGUGGAGGACCUGAAGGAGCUGAAAGAGAAGCACCUGAUUGAGCUCAACGUGUCCGACCUCGAGCACAGAACCAGGCUGCUCGCUGCAAUAGAGAACCUGGCAGGGACAGAGCGUGAGUACAGCUGAGCAGUAGUGAGCACCAGGCUCCGUGUGACACUGGAGUGAGAGUACAGCUGAGCAGCAGUGAGCACCAGGCUCCGUGUGACACUGGAGUGAGAGUACAGCUGAGCAGCAGUGAGCACCAGGCUCCGUAUGACACUGGAGUGAGAGUACAGCUGAGCAGCAGUGAGCACCAGGCUCCGUGUGACACUGGA